Capsella rubella is the source of this 556-nucleotide messenger RNA. RefSeq names its product chromatin-remodeling complex subunit ies6. Bases 24 to 395 code for a protein of 123 amino acids. Gene Ontology annotation, cellular component: Ino80 complex. Gene Ontology annotation, biological process: chromatin remodeling. The record is from RefSeq and is a predicted model, not a curated record. The transcript has 3 exons. Lineage: Eukaryota; Viridiplantae; Streptophyta; Magnoliopsida; Brassicales; Brassicaceae.
AGAGAUCCAAAGGGUUUGGAGAGAUGGAGGGAGAGUUGAUGGAGGCAGAUAUAGUGGUGCCUUGGCGUUUGAGCUUUAAGAAGAUUCAAGCCUUUGAUAAGUACCCCAAAGGCCAGUCCACCCGAAGGUGGAAACACCUCAAGCAGAUUCUUCAAGCUGAGAAUUUCCACGACUCUUCUCCCGACCUACCCAAUUAUGUUAACAUUGAGUCGCCUCCAUCCACUCAACCAUGCAAGCGAAUUUGCGAUAUUACUGGAUACGAGGCACCCUAUGUUGACCCAAGGACUAAUCUCCGGUAUGCGAAUGCCCAUGUUUUCAAGACUCUCAGGUCACUUUCUCCCGACCAAGUCCACCAGUAUCUCUCCAUUCGCAAUGCUGCUGUUGUUCUCAAGUAGCACCUUUCACGAUCUUUUCUUUUACUUGUUUCUUACUUUUGUAAACCCAACAAACAAACAUGUUUUGAUCCUUAAUUCUUGUUAUUUAUGGUCUUAUAAUUAGGAGAUAUCUAUCUUGUAUCAAUGAUCUUUUGUGGUAUACUAGAACAGAGUUUGAUUUC